Messenger RNA from Liolophura sinensis, 843 nucleotides. Its product is annotated as anaphase-promoting complex subunit 11-like. Lineage: Eukaryota; Metazoa; Mollusca; Polyplacophora; Chitonida; Chitonidae. The record is from RefSeq and is a predicted model, not a curated record. Gene Ontology annotation, biological process: anaphase-promoting complex-dependent catabolic process. Gene Ontology annotation, cellular component: anaphase-promoting complex. Gene Ontology annotation, molecular function: cullin family protein binding; zinc ion binding; ubiquitin protein ligase activity.
AUGAGCAGUGGAAGCUGGAGAGAGCCUGGCGUUUUAAACUCCGCUGCAGCGAAAAUGUGAAAACAUCGAAAUUUGUUGGGAACAACAGAGCAGAAUAAUGACUUCUGGAAUGAAAGUGACCGUCAAGAGUCGCAUAGCGGUGGCUGCUUGGCGAUGGAUUGCAAAUGAUGAGAACUGUGGGAUAUGUCGGAUGCCGUUUGAUGGAUGCUGCCCGGAUUGUAAAUUGCCUGGGGAUGACUGUCCACUGGUGUGGCCAGUGUUCCCAUUGCUUCCACAUGCACUGUAUAGUGAAGUGGCUGAACUCGCAGCAGGUGCAGCAGUUGUGCCCCAUGUGCAGGCGCGAGUGGAAGUUUAAGGAAUGAUUGAGACUAUUCGAACAUGAAAUAGAUGUUUUGAUAACGGAUAAUAUGUCAGUGAAUCAAAAGAAAUUGAGAAAGGUUUAUAUAGGGAUUGUGAUAUGAAGUACCUUUUGGUUCAUGGAUAUAUGUACAUAUAAGUAGAUCAGUGAACAAAAUUGAAUCAGUAACUUUUAACAUGAAGAGUAAACUUUGCAAACGAACCUGUACAAGGUGUUUAAAAACUGGAAAAAAAAGAGACUUUUAGGAAGAGAGACACCAAAUGAACGGUGAAGUCAUGUGAAUGGAAAUGAGCCAUUUCAGAAACGAGGAUGUGCAUUGUGGUUUAUGGAGUUAUGAGACAGGCCAACAUGUCGUAGAGAAGAAAUGAGGAUGUGCAUUGUGGUUUAUGGUAGUUAUGAGACAGGCCAAGAUGUCGUAGGGAAGAAACGAGGAUGUGCAUUGUGGUUUAUGGUAGUUAUGAGACAAGCCAACAUGUCCUGGAGAA